AUGUGUGGGAUCUGCUGUGUAGUGAGUUUGACCUCAUCUCAGUGUAAGCUUCAUGAUCAUGUCUAUGAAAGGCUGCGUCACCGAGGACCCGAUCACAGCCGGGACGUCAUAAAAAGGGCCUCGAAUCCAGAGUACAGUUGCCUUUUCUCUGCUCACGUCCUUCACAUGAGAGGACGUCUGACCCCGCAGCCUCUGCAAGACGACGAUGGGAAUCUCCUCCUCUGGAACGGAGAGGUGUUCGAUGGUUUAAUGGUGGAACCUGAGGAAAAUGAUACCAAAGUUAUUCUCGAUCACCUGUCAGCGUGCAAAACUCCGUCAGAUGUGCUGUCCGUCCUGAGUCAGGUUAAGGGACCAUGGGCGAUUAUCUAUUACCAGAAAGAGGAACAUUGUAUCUGGUUUGGGAGGGAUUUCUUCGGGAGAAGAAGCUUGCUUUGGAGCUGGGGGUUGGACGAGAGUUCCUUUACACUGACGUCUGUGUCUUCUCGCUCGCCAGAACCUCUCAGUUCCUCAAACUGUUUAGAAGUACCAGCAGUUGGUGUUUACAGAGUGGACUUGAAGAGCUGGUCACAGCGGGAAAGUGUGAAAGUUGAGGUUUAUUCAUGGAGUUACCUUGAUUCUGACUUCACUUGGGAAGGUCUUCCCAGUUCCGUCUCCUUCAUCACGAACGAUUCUGGACUUGUUCUGUUGUCCCCAGUUCCUCCAAUGAACAUGUCCAUAACUGAUGUGGAACCAAAUUCUUGUAAUUCUGGUCAAACAUCACUGGAUGAUCUUAAGGAGCUUCUAAAAAGCACUGGAAAGCGCGAAACGGUUUGCCGUCUCAUAGACGUCCUCGGCGAGGCUGUACGCAGGAGGGUGCAGCACCUUCCUCAUCAGUCCAACCCCGAUCAAGCGCAAGUUGCCAUACUUUUUUCCGGAGGAAUUGAUUCCAUGAUCCUGGCUGUUCUUGCCGAUCGCUACAUACCUCCGGACCAACCCAUCGACCUCCUCAAUGUGGCUUUUAAACUCCAGGAACCGAAGACAAAGCAGGGCUCAGGGAAGAAAGCACAAAACAAUAAAAAAGAGCACGCAAGUCAUGACGUUGUGACGUCGCUUCAACCGAAGUUCGACGUUCCGGACAGAAUCACUGGUCGAGACGGUUUGCGGGAACUUGCGACUCUCAGUCCCUCGCGGAAAUGGAACUUCGUCGAGAUCAACGUUACUCAAGAGGAGCUCAGGGAAAUGCGGACGAAGAACAUCUGCCACCUGGUGCAUCCUUUAGACACGGUUCUGGAUGACAGUAUCGGAUGCGCCGUGUGGUUUGCAGCCAGAGGAACCGGCGUCGUAUCGGAGGGAACACAACAGAGGCAGCACAUCUCAACAGCAAAGGUUGUUCUUACGGGCAUCGGGGCAGACGAGCAGCUAGCUGGCUACUCCAGACACCGAGUGCGGUUUAAAACCUCGGGGCUACAGGGAUUGGUCGAGGAGCUGGCUAUGGAGCUGGGCAGAAUAUCCUCCAGGAAUCUCGGACGAGACGAUCGGAUUAUCGCAGAUCAUGGUAAAGAGGCCAGAUUUCCGUACUUGGACGAGGACGUGGUGAGCUUCCUGAACACGCUGCCGGUUUGGGAGAAGGCAGAUCUGUCUCUGCCCCGAGGAUUGGGAGAAAAGCUCCUGCUGAGGCUGGCAGCUGUAGAGCUCGGACUCGGACCUUCUGCUGUACUGCCCAAGAGAGCCAUGCAGUUCGGCUCUCGAAUAGCCAAGCUGGAGAACAGCCACGAAAAGGCGUCCGAAAAGUGCACGAGACUGAUCGCAAAUUAGCGCAUGGGUUUUAAAUUGAUUCUGUCUUGAAUCUGGUGUGAAAUUUAAGAAUCUGUGUUUGAAUACUAAAUUAAAUAAACGUCUGGAUUUUGAA
Messenger RNA from Pangasianodon hypophthalmus (striped catfish), 1888 nucleotides. RefSeq names its product asparagine synthetase domain containing 1 (gene asnsd1). The transcript has 3 exons. The coding region runs from base 1 to 1794 and encodes 597 amino acids. Gene Ontology annotation, molecular function: asparagine synthase (glutamine-hydrolyzing) activity. The record is from RefSeq and is a predicted model, not a curated record. NCBI's taxonomy places the organism in Eukaryota, Metazoa, Chordata, Actinopteri, Siluriformes, Pangasiidae.